Lepidothrix coronata (blue-crowned manakin) is the source of this 1927-nucleotide messenger RNA. RefSeq names its product G protein-coupled receptor 3 (gene GPR3). Gene Ontology annotation, molecular function: G protein-coupled receptor activity. NCBI's taxonomy places the organism in Eukaryota, Metazoa, Chordata, Aves, Passeriformes, Pipridae. The record is from RefSeq and is a predicted model, not a curated record. Gene Ontology annotation, biological process: G protein-coupled receptor signaling pathway. The transcript is spliced from 2 exons. Gene Ontology annotation, cellular component: membrane. Bases 122 to 1108 code for a protein of 328 amino acids.
GGCUCGGCCACUAUAACUCGGCGGCGCCCAUGGCAGCGGCCCCCCAGCCGGGCAGCCCAGCACAGCCCGGGCCCCGGCCCCGCAGCAUCCCGGCAGCUGCAGCAGGUCACCCUCCGCCACCAUGAUGGAGAAAGGGCCCCCCAACUCCAGCGAAGGCCAGCAGGGCUGGUUUUCUGCCAGGAAUGGCAGCGGCAGCUCCCUGGACCUGGAGUCUGUGGUGCGACCCCUGGCCUUGAACCCGUGGGACGUCGUGCUCUGCGUCUCCGGGACCAUCAUCUCCUGCGAGAACGCCAUCGUGGUGGUGGUCAUCUUCUACACGCCGGCCUUCCGCGCCCCCAUGUUCCUCCUCAUCGGCAGCUUGGCCACGGCCGACCUCCUGGCGGGUUUGGGGUUGAUCCUGCACUUUGCCUUCGUCUACUUCGCGCCGUCGGAGGCGGUCAGCCUGCUCACGGUGGGGCUGCUGGUCACCUCCUUCACGGCCAGCGUCUGCAGCCUGCUGACCAUCACCAUCGACCGCUACCUGUCCCUCUACAACGCCCUGACCUACUACUCGGAGAGGACGGUCACCAGGACUUACAUCAUGCUGAUCCUCACCUGGGGAGCCUCCAUCUGCUACGGGCUCCUGCCCGUCAUGGGCUGGAACUGCCUGAAGGAGCCGCCCGCCUGCAGCGUCGUCAGGCCGCUGACGAAGAACCACCUCAUCAUCCUCUCCGUGUCCUUCUUCGCGGUGUUCGCGGCGAUGCUCCAGCUGUACGUGCAGAUCUGCCGGAUCGUGUGCCGGCACGCCCACCAGAUCGCCGUGCAGAGACACUUCCUGGCCAGCUCCCACUACGUCACCACCAGGAAAGGCAUCGCCACCCUGGCCGUCAUCCUGGGCACCUUCGCGUCCUGCUGGCUGCCCUUCGCCGUCUACUGCCUGCUGGGGGACUACACCUACCCGGCCCUCUACACCUACGCCACCCUCCUCCCCGCCACCUACAACUCCAUGCUCAACCCGGUCAUCUACGCCUUCAGGAACCAGGAGAUCCAGAAAGUGCUGUGGGCCGUGUGCUGCGGCUGCUUCUCCCCCACGCUGCCCUUCCGCUCCCGCUCCCCCAGCGACGUCUGAUGUGUGUCCCCCCCGUCCACCUCCCUGCACCUUCCACUCACCGGCUGCAGUCGGGGGGAUCCGCUUUUAUUCCCCCUUCUCAUUCCCAGAGGCAACGGUUGCAGGAGCUCUUGGAACCAGGCAGCUCUUCCCAGCCUCGUCCUUUUCGGGCACAACCCCUUCUUGGCCUCUAUUUUUCCACUUUUUGAAUGUACAGGAGAGAAAAGCGUAUUUUUUAUCCGUAAUAUAAUCUAUAUUUAUGUGUGAGAGAGAGACACAGAGAGAGGGGGGAGAUCCUCAUAUUUUCUUUAAAACUAUUUACGAUCCUUUAUUUUUUUAAGGGGGGGCAACACCAGGAACGUUCACCCCCAUCUUGGUUUUUUUACAACCUCAUUAUUUACCUCAGAUAGUUAAAAUAUAUUUUGUACGUUUGGGGAAGGGGGGAAGAGACUCACUGCCAGAGGAGGAGGGAUUCAAACCCUCCCCUCCCACCUUCUCCCAGCUGUCCAUCCAUUGCUUUAUUUAUUGUUUUUUUAAUUAUUAUUUAAUUUGAUUUCUGUGCCUCCCUCCCGCCCAGCGCUGGGCCCUGCUGCCCUCUAGUGCUCGCUGCCUUCGGGAGGAGGGGGCUGCCGGAGGCUCCGCACCCCCAAACCCAGCAGUUUUGGGGUCCUCUGGGUGCUGCCACCCCCCUCCUGGCAGCCAGAGCUCCCCCCCCCUCCAAAGCCUUUCUUUGCACUGGGGCUGGAUUUGCACAUUUUGGAGGGGGGGGAUAGAUGUGAAGAGGCCUCUUGUGAUGGGGCCCCUCUGGAUGGGGAUCUCUUGGGAUGGGGGAUCCCUCAG